Cladophialophora yegresii CBS 114405 is the source of this 1554-nucleotide messenger RNA. RefSeq lists its product as uncharacterized. The coding region runs from base 1 to 1554 and encodes 517 amino acids. The record is from RefSeq and is a predicted model, not a curated record. Gene Ontology annotation, molecular function: threonine-type endopeptidase activity. Gene Ontology annotation, biological process: protein maturation. Lineage: Eukaryota; Fungi; Ascomycota; Eurotiomycetes; Chaetothyriales; Herpotrichiellaceae. The transcript has a single exon.
AUGCCACGUCGACCCCCAGAAGGUGGCGAUAUCUGUGCCAUUUUCAUCCAUGCCGGGGCCGGGUUCCAUAGCCACCAAAAUGAAAAGGUCCACCUCACCGCCGUCAACGAUGCAGCAAGAGUCGGAAUGGCCGUGCUGAAGAAUGGAGGCGAUGCUACUGACGCUGUGGAGAUGGCACUUCGCCUGCUCGAGGACAAGGAGAUCACAAACGCGGGAUACGGAAGUAACCUGACCAUGGAUGGAGGUGUCGAGUGUGAUGCUACGUUGGUCGAUCACUACGGUCGAAGUGGUGCGGUUGGGGCUAUUGCCCACGUCAAAAACCCUAUUGCUGUCGCUCGGCUUGUCCUCGAAGAGUCCACCAAGCCACUAUCCCUUCAACGAGUACCGCCAAACCUUCUUGUCGGUCCCGGUGCGACCGAAUAUGCAGCUGGUAAGGGAAUCCCGAUCCUUCCAGACGACUUUCUCGUCUCAGAGGGAGCCAAAGACCGGUGGAUCAGAUGGAAGCGGGAUCUGGAAAGAGUGCAAAAUGAAGAGGCAGAGAGGCGAAUGCAAGCCCAGCAAGUUGCAGGGAAUGCUUCCCAAGCUGAAUGGACUACUGCCGCAACCCCAUUGACUCCCAACGCAUCCCUCAGCAAACGGCCCAGCCUGUCAGGAAUGCCAACAAUGACUCGUCCUCUUGUGGCCUCCACAGCCGAUGUGCCUACUCUGCCCCGUCCUCUUCCCGACUCAGGGUCUCCAUUUCGCCGCCCCGGGACAAAUCACAACACGCCAGAUGGCAAUGCGUCUCAUGACCGCUCGUCGGAGCCUAGCUCCUCUCAAACUGCUACUGAUGACAGUCUGCCAUGGCUAAUGUCAGCGACCAAGCGUCAGAAAACGAGCGAUUCUUUCGAUGGCACGUCUUCUGAGGAGGCCGUUGCUGCCAAUGAGCAUGGAAAAGGCUUCGAUCCAUUGGUGGCGCCAGCCGAUAAAUAUGGCCGUGAAGACGAGGUUUACGACACAGUUGGAGCUAUCGCUGUCGACUGCUUCGGCCGAAUCGCGGCAGGUUCCUCUUCUGGCGGAAUAGGCAUGAAGCACAAGGGUCGAUGUGGCCCAGCUGCUCUUGUCGGGACUGGUACUGCGAUCAUUCCCGUCCAUCCACGAGACUCUAGCGAGACGUGUGUUGCCACAGUUUGCAGUGGUACGGGAGAACACAUGGCCACGACGACCGCGGCCGCCACUGCGGCUGAUCGGAUCUAUAAUGCUGUCCGUAAGGAAAACGGAAGACUCGUGCAAUGCAAUGAGGACGACGCAAUGCGUUCUAUCAUUGUGAACGAUUUCAUGGACCAUCCGGGUGUGGCUCACAGUCAUUGCGCUGGGGCGAUCGGCAUUCUGGCUGUUAAGAAGACCCGUGAUGGGGUCUAUUUCUACUUCGGCCACAAUACCGACUCUUUCGCACUCGCAUCAAUGCACUCGGAGGAACGAAAACCUGUAUGCACCAUGUCACGAAGUCGAGGACACGGAUCCAUCGCCCAGGGAGGAAGAGUCAGUCGGUCGAGGUUUGCUCGAACGCGUUGA